This is a messenger RNA of Plutella xylostella (diamondback moth), 1236 nucleotides long. RefSeq lists its product as uncharacterized. Lineage: Eukaryota; Metazoa; Arthropoda; Insecta; Lepidoptera; Plutellidae. The record is from RefSeq and is a predicted model, not a curated record.
UUUUUUCACGAAUAAGUACUUUUAUUAAAAUGCCAAAGCGCAGUAGUGAAGCGAAGAUUCAGUAUUAUGAAGCAAAAUUACAGAAGUUACAAGAAAAACAAAAAGCCACACCGCCGGCUGUGCGCCGACGAUGUAUAGUUUAUUCAGAUUCAUCAACGGAUGACAACUCAGACAACGAGCCGCUGGCCGAAAACCUGUCACCACAACCGGAAGAGCAAUCUCCCGUGGUAACGAUUGAUGCUCCGCCUGAGACAACCAAUACUGAUACCCUGACGCAAGUGGACGAGUCGGAAGAAAUUGAUGUCGAGUUUCUUUCGGCUUUAGGCGAUACAACUCCGGAAACGCCUAUGUACGGCGAAAAAAUUCACGAGACAUUGGCGCAAAGAUGGUUGCCAAUUCUCCGCCGCGGCUUGCCUAAGGAGGCAGCUGAAUCAUUACUAAAGGAAUAUAGGAUUCCCGAAAAUUGUAAACUGUUGAGAGCGCCGACACUCAACCCAGAAAUCAUUUCGGCCAUAAACGGUGCUGCCAGGGGCAGAGAUAAGAAGAUCGAGAAUCUUCAGCAACAACUCGGCCUGGGCAUAACUGCUAUCAACCGAGCCAUGAAUACACUGGUUACUGGCAGCGGUGAUGAUAAGCAGGAUAAAGUCCAAGCUGUUAAGGUUUUAUCUGAUGCAUGCCGCAUAUUAUCUGACCUUCACUAUAAAGAAUCAGAAUCCAGAUCAAAUUUAAUUUUACCAGGACUGGACAAAUCUUUCCUUUCUGUCAUUCAAGAUGUAGAAAGGGACGAGUCGCUAUUUGGAAGUAAACUCGGUGACAAGAUCAGAGCAUCUCAGAUGAUCGAGAAACAAGGACUCCAAAUUAAAAAAGUCGUCACGAUCCAGAAACCUCCUGCGCCGUCCACGUCCAAGUCGGCUAACGGAUCCCGCUACCAGGGAAACUGGUCCACGCCUUCCCGCUUCCAGCCGUCGUCGUCGAACAGGGGGGGGAGGGGAGGCGCGCAGAAGAUCCAAGCGACGCAGAGACCAACGUAUCCGUCACGGGGAACGACACAAGCGAAGGGCAGCUACAACAAGCAGCGUGCUCCUCCACGCCACUAAACUUGGUACGUCACGCUGGCAGGUUACAAUAUUUUUUCGAUUGCUGGCUAUCAAUCACGAAUAAUCCUGUCGUAUUGAGCUGGAUAAAAGAUGGGUUUUCUAUACCUUUCGAAACCAAAGUCUUCCAAAAAACUGUUCC